Molecule: messenger RNA, 1050 nt
Organism: Myzus persicae (green peach aphid)
Lineage: Eukaryota; Metazoa; Arthropoda; Insecta; Hemiptera; Aphididae
Product: zinc finger MYM-type protein 1-like
Exons: 2
Coding region: 1-1050 (349 amino acids)
Molecular function (GO): protein dimerization activity
Source: RefSeq, a predicted model, not a curated record
AUGGUAAAAACUGAAAUCAAGGAGAGUAUGUUUUAUUCUGUUCAAGUUGAUGAUACGACAGAUAUUUCGCAAAGAACACAAUGUUCAGUAAUUAUACUAAGAUAUAUAACAAAUAAAUCUGAAUUGGUAGAAAGGUUUCUUGGUUUCUAUAAUGUUAGUGAGAAUCGCACUGCCGAGGGUCUCUUCAACACAUUAAAUUCUGUAUUGUUAGAAUUUGGUAUGGAAAAAAAGUUAAUUGGUCAGUGUUAUGAUGGCGUGAGUGUCAUGGCCGGUCAUGUAAAUGGUUUACAAGUUAAAGUUAAAGAGGUUUCUCAUAAUGCGUUAUUUACACACUGCUUAGCGCAUCGUUUGAAUUUAGUGUUACAGCACGGCUGCAGUGCUAACACACAGUAUCGCAUUUUUUUUGCAAAUAUGAAUGGAAUUUCCGCUUUUUUUCAUAAUUCUACCUCGCGAACGAAUGUUGUAGAUGCUAUUGUUGGUAAACGCAUACCGCAAUUUGUUCAGACGAGAUGGACUUCUCGCUCAAUAAUUUUAAACUUAGUUGUAGACAAGUGGGACGAAUUUAAAAAGGUUUUUGAACAUAUUAUAAAAGAUUCAAAUUCAUCAUCUGAAUCAAUUUGUGGUUCAACUGGGCAUUUAAAAAAUUUAAAAAAAUUUGACUUAGCUUUUUUAGCUCAAACAUUCAACAAGUUAGAAGUAUUAUACAGCGAUGAAAAAUAUCAAGAUUUACAUCAUAUUUAUGAUUUAGUAAAAAUAUUUGAGAGCAGUGGAUUAAAAGUAAUUUUACCAGAAGUAUAUAAACUUUUUUCUUUAAUAUUAACUAUACCAUCAACCAGCGUAUCAGUAGAAAGAAGUUUCUCCUGUCUAAAACGUAUAAAAACAUAUUUGCGUAACAAUAUUUCCCGAAAUCGAUUGAGUUCUCUUGCUAUAAUUUCAAUCGAAAAGGAGUUAGUUGACCAACUUAAACAUACUGGAGCAUUUUAUGAUGAAGUCAUAAAUAUUUAUGCAAGUAAAAAAAAUAGAAGUAUUGGUUUACGAUAUAAAUCAUAA